This is a messenger RNA of Ipomoea nil (Japanese morning glory), 618 nucleotides long. RefSeq lists its product as uncharacterized. NCBI's taxonomy places the organism in Eukaryota, Viridiplantae, Streptophyta, Magnoliopsida, Solanales, Convolvulaceae. The record is from RefSeq and is a predicted model, not a curated record. The transcript has a single exon. The coding region runs from base 1 to 618 and encodes 205 amino acids.
AUGGAGUCGUAUUCUUCUUCUUCUUCCUCGUCGGUGUCGUGUCCGUUUGCGGUGUAUCAGGUGGAGGAAGGGAAGAGGGCGAAGCCGUUGCCGUCGUACCAGUCAUCUCUGCAUGCGGUGCGUAGGGUUCCGAAGCCGAUGACGAAGAAGCCGAUAGCGCCAAUGCCGCCGACGCCGCCGAAGAUCUACAAGGUGGAGCCGCUGCACUUCAAGGAAACGGUGCAGAUGCUCACGACGGCGCCGGGGUUCCAGUCGGCGGCGGGUGGGUCCUGCGGCAGGCGGUUGCAGGACGUGGCUCCGCCGCCGCUAAACCUCAAGCCGAAAUCUCCGCCGGAAAGUGUCGUCAGCAAUGACGCCGCCGCCGCUUCGGAGUGGCAAGCGUUUCUCAGUCUCUCAGCCGGUGAUGACGCGCACGUUUCCGAUGUUUUCGGCAAUGAUCGGGCGGUUGUAAGCGGCGAAACGACGACGCUGGAGAUAUCAAUGCCGCAGCAUCCUCGUACUCCUCCCAACGUUUGCGGCGGAUAUGCUAGCCCGCUCGGGGUUCCGCCGCUGUCUCCGUCGUCUCUUGCAUGGUGGGCGUCGAUUCUUCCGAGCCCCGGAACGCUGUCGUCCCUGUAA